AUGCUGUGGAUAUUUCGUUAUUUUCUUGCCUGUGUUUCGUUCACCAACCUUGUAACCGCUGGGGAUCAAUGCAGGAUAGAAAUUAAUAUUCAUGGCAUGGCUCUCAAAGGUUUCGUUUUCAAGAGAAUGACAGUAGCAGCUCCUCAUAUCUGUGAUUUCUUAUGUGAAAGGGAAAUUAUAUGCCAGAGCUACAAUUUCAACAGAAAAGAACAGAUCUGUGAGUUGAACAACCGCACAAAGGACGCAAGGCCCGAGAAUUUCCGCUCGGAUCCAGCGUGGUUUUAUAUUCGUCGUUUGAGCGGAAGAGUUCCCUUGGGUUCGAUUCCAGAGUUACCAGCACGUUCAUGUCAAGAGAUAAAAGCAAACGAAGGGAAAGACACCGCGAGCAACAAAUACUGGCUGGAUCCAUCUGGCACUGGGAAGGGAAUUCUGGUUUACUGUAAUAUGCAUUUGGAAGGAUUUACAGCUGUUUUUACAAAUCUUGGUAAGAGUGGAACAAAGGGUCCAGACUCAGUUGGCAGUCACUACACAG
This is a messenger RNA of Pocillopora verrucosa, 532 nucleotides long. The record is from RefSeq and is a predicted model, not a curated record. Lineage: Eukaryota; Metazoa; Cnidaria; Anthozoa; Scleractinia; Pocilloporidae.